AUGCCCCUCAAGAUUGCCAUCAUGGGGGUGCUCAGCUACCUCAAAAAGUACAUGGUCAAUGUUAUUGUGAUUGACUCCAAUGAUGAGCCCCCUGCAAGAAAGACUUUUGGGGAUGAAGAUUAUGACUGCAACCAUGCAUCCCCAAGCCUGGGGGAGGAGGAAGAUGAAGAAGUUAUCCUCAAGGAGAUUGCUGUGGACCUGAGGCAGCAUGCAGCUUCUAUGAGCACCACAGGCAUUGAUUCCAGGGAUCUGAAGGGAAGGGGAAGGGGAAGGUAA
Molecule: messenger RNA, 276 nt
Organism: Dacryopinax primogenitus
Lineage: Eukaryota; Fungi; Basidiomycota; Dacrymycetes; Dacrymycetales; Dacrymycetaceae
Exons: 2
Coding region: 1-276 (91 amino acids)
Source: RefSeq, a predicted model, not a curated record